This is a messenger RNA of Colossoma macropomum (tambaqui), 1996 nucleotides long. RefSeq names its product CD180 molecule (gene cd180). The transcript has 3 exons. The coding region runs from base 11 to 1990 and encodes 659 amino acids. Gene Ontology annotation, cellular component: extracellular matrix. NCBI's taxonomy places the organism in Eukaryota, Metazoa, Chordata, Actinopteri, Characiformes, Serrasalmidae. The record is from RefSeq and is a predicted model, not a curated record. Gene Ontology annotation, molecular function: protein binding.
UGGAAACACCAUGGAAAGUUCAGUGUCUUUUUGCACUGUGAUUUUACUGUACUUCAUGUCUUCUUCUGAAACUACUCAUUGGAUCACAGAAAAGUGCAUACAGACUGCUGGUGGUUGUGACUGUAGUGGUUUGGCACUACAGUUUGUGCCAGAUGAAGUCCCAGACUCUGUCAAAACUCUUGAAUUCAGCUUCAAUUAUCUACCAGCAUUGUACAACUCUACGUUCCAAAGGCUGAAGAGUCUUGUUUUACUGGACCUGACAAGGUGCAGUAUUACUUUCAUGUAUGAGGAUAUCUUUCAGCAUCAGCCAAACCUUGAGAGUCUUAUUUUGGUAGGAAACCCAUUGCUGUUCAUAGCAGAAAGUGCCUUUUCAGGAUCACAUGCCCUGAAAUACCUCAACCUAGCUCGGUCAAAGAUACGCAGUCUAACAGACAUCCCUGCUGCCAAUCUCAUGUUCUUGGAGACUCUGGAACUUGCAGGAAGUGACAUUAGUUCCUUGGAUGGCCUGAGUAAUUUCAAUUUGCAACAGAUGAAGAGGCUUCUUCUAGGCUUGAAUUCUAUUGAGAAGAUAAGGGCAGCAGAUAUGGUAGGGCUUCAGAAAGCAAGUGGAAUAGAGCUCAGUUUCAAAGGUAACAAUCUUGUUGAUGUUGAGCCAAAUGCUUUUCAAGGGCUGGACAUAGACAGUUUGGAUUUCAGUGGCUGCUUCAACAAAAUGAACACUUCUGUGUUACUGAAGGGACUAGAGGGAAUGAAAACCAACAAACUAAAUCUAGGGGUAUAUGAGGACAGCACAAAAGGCUUUGUAACAUCUGCUGGGCUCCAAUCCUUCUGUAACAUAUCAGUGGUUGAUUUAGACUUUCAGCUCCAACAUUUCUGUGAUCUCACGGAGACUAGCUUUCAGUGCCUGAAAGGGCUGCAGAAGUUGGACUUCACCAGAGCGCAUCUUUCAUCAUUCCCAUCUAAUUUGUCCAACCUGUCUACACUGUCUCAGCUGGUGCUGGAUGAGAAUUCAUUUCAAGACAUCUGCAACAUACAUGCGGCAAACUUCCCCAUGUUGACUCAUUUGUCAAUCAGUGGGAAUUUGAAGCCUCUGCUCUUUAAGGAGAGCUGUCUGCAACCUCUCUCUCACCUGAAAGAGUUAGAUCUUAGCCAUAGUAAAUUGACUACUGGGGAGUUUUGUUGUAACAAACAACUGUCUGGUCUCAGUGAACUGAAGCUUCUAAAUCUUAGUUAUAAUUACAUCAGAGAGCUUCUUCCAUUCAAUGCCACUCCACAACUACACAAUUUAGACUGCAGCCACAUGAACUAUAUCUUAAACAGCUUAUCUCCAUUUAGCAAUCUGCAAAAUCUUCAAACACUCAACCUGUCAUGGUCAGGAAGUGAUCUUUCAAAUGUACAACUUUUGAAGGGCUUGAAGAACCUACUAGUGCUCAAUUUAAAAGGGAACACCAUAAAAGGUGGGGUUCUCGCAAAAGCAGAGACCUUUAAUCAUGUUCCUCUCUUGGAAAGUCUGGUUUUGUCUGAAUGUGGGUUUACAGGCAUCAAGGAAAAUGUGUUUAAGGGCCUCACAAAGCUCAUAAAUGUAGACCUGAGCAAAAAUCACCUUGCCACACUUUCAUUUUCAGCCUUCUACUCACUAAAGCAGAUCCAGCUCAACUUUGCCAGAAAUGUAGUUGUGAAAGUCUAUGUCAAAAGUGUUGAGGAUUUAGGGGAAGUAAGUACCAUUGAUCUGAGCUAUAACCCACUGGUUUGCAACUGUACCAACUACCAGUUUAUUAACUGGGUUAAAGGAAAUGCAAACAAAAUGAAACAUUUACAAGAGACAGUGUGUGGAACCUCAAACCAGAAGAUUAUAGAUGUUGAUUUACAGUGUACAAUUUCAUAUGGAUUACUAAUUAUUUUGCUUACAGCUGCAAUUAUACUUCCUAUUAUAAUAUCCAUCUUCUGUUUCAUGAGGAAAUUUAAAUCUGUAUCUUACUCAAGAUUGUGAAGAAAU